ACUUGAUCCAUCCUUGUCAGAAGUUGUCCCCGAAGUUUGUUUCCCUACCGCAAAUGGGUUCCUGGAAACGGAAGCCCUUGUCAGUCAAUUCAGACACAUUUGGACCCACCUUGGUUGACUUUGGCGAUUCGGGGUUGUCCAUAUCUUCCAGCAAGGACAAUGUCAAGUUCAAGGCCUUCAGAGCUAAGCCUCUCUACCUCCCGUACAAAGAGAUCAUUAAUUUUCAAUUGGACCAAGCCACACCGAUCCCUCUGACUCUGUCUGGGCACUUUUUCUCGUCCAUAACAAAUUUUCGACGAGGAAGUGAUCGACUCCAUGAGAUCAAUGGCUCUGAAUCUGAAAGGUCGGUUCAAGAGAACAACAAUUUGGAUCAACUGGGACGAUCACUCGGUGCGCGGUUCAAAUUAGUGAUCCACUACUUACAACGACAGAAGGACAACUGCAACAUCUGGACUUGUAAGAAAAUCGAUCUCACUGGUGAAAAUCAAGAUGCUCUCAAGGAAGUUCACUCUCAAUUGGAAAAGCGAACCCUUGAUCACUUUCAAGAGCGUCCUAAACGACUCCUGAUAUUCAUAAAUCCCUACGGAGGAACUGGUAAUGCUCCCAUCAUUUUUGAGAAGCAAGUGCGUCCAAUGUUCGACCUGGUGGGCAUUCAAUACGAUGUCAUUGAAACCGAGCGAAGCUACCAUGCCCAUGAUCUUCUGCUUGAUUAUCCAGAUUUGGAACAGUACGACGGAGUAAUUGGCGUGGGUGGGGACGGGAUUUUGAAUGAGAUCUUCAAUGGUCUCAUCAAAAGUGCUGCAAGAGAAGCUGGUCUGGAUGUGAAUGAGCCGGCAGUGACUCUUCGGCAACCAAAAGUUCGCAUUGGGAUCAUUCCAGCCGGUAGCACGGAUUCGGUGGCUGCCAGUCUGCAUGGCACGGAUCAUUUGGAGACAGCCAUCCUUCACAUCAUCUUGGGGGAUAAACGGGGCAUGGAUGUGAAUAGUGUGUACUCAGACGGCCAAUUGAAGAGAUUUUCGAUCACUAUGGUUUCCUAUGGGUAUUUUGGUGACCUGAUCCAAAGGUCAGAGAAGUACCGAUGGAUGGGACCACCACGUUACAUUUUCUCGGGGAUGCAAACACUCCUUAAUAACAGGAGCUACAAAGGUACCUUGGAGAUCACCAUGAGUGACCCUUUAAGAAGCAUGAAAGGCAAUCCAUCGAAUCUAGAUCCCUGCACGGAGCUGUGCGAGUGCCAAAACAAUUUGGCUCAAUUGGCCACAGCAGAGGCCGAUGAGGAUCUCCACAUUGAAACGGUGAAAGAAGGUCAAACCCAGAAAUUGAUCGUCAAUGGGGAGUUCAUGGUGGUCACUGGCGCAUGCAUUGCCUGUUGUUGUCGUCAUACCCCCAAGGGCGUGUCACCAGGGGCUCAUCACGGGGAUGGGAACACAGAUCUCAUCUUGGUGAAAAAGACAUCGAGGAUCAAUCAGUGGCGCUAUUUGAUCCGGACGUCGCUUCUUCACGCCAGUCCGUUUGAUCUUCACUAUGUAGAAGCUUUUAGGGCCAAGGAGUUCAAAUUCACCCUCGAGAACAGCGCCCAAGAUGGGAAAACGGGAUUGAUACGGACUCACAGUAGCGUUUGGAACUGUGACGGAGAAAUACUCGAGCACCCAAAUAUCCAUGUGAAAGUCAAUCGAAAGCUUAUUUCGGUGUUUGGGCGAGGAUCUGGUCCAAAGUCCAAACCGAAGGCUUUAUAAAUAAAGACGUAUUGGUUUUGCUAAGAAAUCGUCACCCACAGGCCCACCUUUAAAGAUAUGGAGAAUAGGUAGGGGCUCAACCUACAAUCAGAACCAAUGUCUUUUUUGUCGUAUGUUGUCAUGAGAUCACUGUGAUAUGAUAAAGAAUAUAUUGAAUAAAUUUCUAGCAUUUAAA
Molecule: messenger RNA, 1911 nt
Organism: Tigriopus californicus
Lineage: Eukaryota; Metazoa; Arthropoda; Copepoda; Harpacticoida; Harpacticidae
Product: ceramide kinase-like
Exons: 2
Coding region: 54-1736 (560 amino acids)
Molecular function (GO): kinase activity
Source: RefSeq, a predicted model, not a curated record